Cimex lectularius (bed bug) is the source of this 1522-nucleotide messenger RNA. RefSeq names its product eukaryotic translation initiation factor 3 subunit E (gene eIF3e). The record is from RefSeq and is a predicted model, not a curated record. Gene Ontology annotation, biological process: translational initiation. The transcript has 9 exons. The coding region runs from base 117 to 1439 and encodes 440 amino acids. Gene Ontology annotation, molecular function: translation initiation factor activity. NCBI's taxonomy places the organism in Eukaryota, Metazoa, Arthropoda, Insecta, Hemiptera, Cimicidae. Gene Ontology annotation, cellular component: eukaryotic translation initiation factor 3 complex; nucleus; cytoplasm.
GCCACUUAAUCGAUAGUCCACGUGUGGCACCCCUCGAGGCUGGACAUUGCCGUAUAGGUUGUAUUUUUGUUUAAUAAUUUUUUUAUUAAUUUUCUCCGAACGGAAACUGGGUGAAAAUGGCGAAAUUCGACUUGACGUACGUCCUGGCUCCUUAUUUGGACAAGCAUCUCGUUUUCCCUUUGCUGGAGUUCCUGUCGGCGAAAGGGAUUUAUAAUAAGCAAGAUAUUCUACACGCAAAGAAGGAUAUAAUAAACAGUACAUUUAUGGUCGACUACUCGCUCGACAUCCUCAAGGGCGAUCCAAACCCCGACAAAGAACUUCUCGAACAAUUGGGAAAUAGGAGGAAGGAAGUUCUUGCUGAACUGGAGGCUGUCAGGGAGGCAGCAAAGCCCAUUACUUCUGUAAUCGAAGAUGACAAUUUAAUAAUAUACAUCACGGGGCAUAGAGACUCUAAAAAGUUGCUUACCUAUCUAACUGAGAUGAAUAACUUUCAAUUUGAUAAAAUGGACACAUUAAUAAGGCUUAGCAAAUGCUUAUACGAAUGCGGAAGUUAUUCAAAAGCAGGGAUUUAUCUUUACUUCUACCUUCUCGUUAUGCCCUCGACGGAUAAGAAUUACCUCACAGUGCUCUGGGGGAAGUUGGCUUCUGAGAUAUUGACCCAGUGCUGGGAGGCAGCUUUGGAAGAUUUAAACAAACUCAAAGAGUUUAUCGAUAGUAAUUCUUUCUCGACAUCGCUCCAGAGCCUUCAGCAAAGAACGUGGCUCAUACACUGGAGCCUUUUCAUUUACUUCAAUCACGACCAAGGACGUGAUCUUAUUAUUGACAUGUUUCUCUAUAGGCCUAAUUAUUUAAAUGCUAUACAGACGAUGUGUCCGCACAUUCUGCGCUAUCUAUCUGCUGCCAUUAUUGUCAACAGGGCAAGAAGAAAUUGCUUGAGAGAUUUAGUUAAAGUUAUUCAACAGGAAUCAUACACGUAUCGAGAUCCAAUCACCGAAUUUCUCGAACACCUGUAUGUCAAUUUCGAUUUUGAAUCUGCCAGACAGAAGCUGCACGAGUGCCAGGAGGUUGUGUACAACGAUUUCUUUCUGGUCGGAAUUUUUGAAGACUUUGUCGAAAACGCACGUCUCAUGAUAUUUGAAACUUUCUGCCGUAUACACCAGUGCAUUAGCAUUUCCAUGCUCGCCGAAAAGUUGAACAUGAUUCCGGAGGACGCCGAGUGCUGGAUAGUCAAUUUAAUCAGAUCCGCGAGGCUCGACGCAAAAAUUGAUUCAAAGCUCGGCCAUGUCAUCAUGGGAACUCAACCGUUAUCGCCUUACCAACAACUUUUGGAAAAAGUCGAUACCCUUUGUGUCAAAACUGAAGCUAUAUUGUCUCUAAUAGAUAAAAAAGUGAAAGGAAAAGUUUUAGAUACACGUUGGGGUGGACAAGAUUUUAAUUAAAGAAAAAAUUCUUACAUUCUUUAACAUUGUACAUUCUUCUCAUAUAUUUUUCGUACAAUUAUUAAAAAAACAAAAACAAAAUA